Pneumocystis carinii B80 is the source of this 391-nucleotide messenger RNA. RefSeq lists its product as hypothetical. Lineage: Eukaryota; Fungi; Ascomycota; Pneumocystomycetes; Pneumocystales; Pneumocystaceae. Bases 46 to 342 code for a protein of 98 amino acids. The record is from RefSeq and is a predicted model, not a curated record. The transcript has 3 exons.
AUUUUGAUUUAAACUUUUAAAUAAAAAUAAGAUGUUAUUGAAAUAAUGGAAGAUUCUUCAUGUUCUGAAAUAUCAGAUUUGCCAUUUAAUGAAGAAAGUAUAAAAAUUGAUGAAAAUAAAGAAACAGAAGCAGAAACACAAACAGAGACAGAAAUUAGUAAUUUAGAAGAACAUGAAAAUUUAAUUAGAUCUGUUAAGGAAAAACAAAAAGAAUUAUCCGAUGUUUUAAAUGAAAUAGAUAAAAUAAAGGAUGAAUAUAAAAAACUAUACAAUGAAAAGGAAAUGAUGAAAGAAUAUAUUGGAAAUUCAAUGGAAAUUAAUAAUAAAACAACUAAAAAAUAGAUAUAUUGUAGUAUAAAUAUCUAAAUAUAUAUUUAUUAUAGUUUCGAUA